GGGCGGGGCUGCCGAGGCAGGAGGAAGAUGGCGGCGGGGGCGAGGUGAGGUGUUGGCAGUGGAAAGGGGUUCAGGCGUGGGGGGCGGGGGAACGUGGAGUGAUGGCCCGCGCCGGCCGCAGGGCUGGAUAAGAAGCCGUCGCACCGCGGGUGUGGGAGGGCGGGAGGAGAGGGCGCCUGGACGCCACGGGAGUAUGACGGGGCUGUACGAGUUGGUGUGGCGGGUGCUGCACGCUCUGCUCUGCCUGCACCGCACGCUCACCUCCUGGCUCCGCGUUCGGUUCGGCACCUGGAACUGGAUCUGGCGGCGCUGCUGCCGCGCCGCCUCUGCCGCGGUCCUAGCGCCGCUCGGCUUCACGCUCCGCAAGCCCCCGGCUGUCGGCAGGAACCGUCGUCACCACCGGCAUCCGCGAGGGAGGCCGGGCCCGGCCGCCGCCCACCCCCGGCUGCGCUGGCGCGCGGACGGCCGUUCCCUGGAGAAGCUGCCAGUGCACAUGGGCUUGGUGGUCACCGAGGAGGAGCAGGAGCCCAGCUUCACGGACAUCGCGAGCCUCGUGGUGUGGUGUAUGGCUGUGGGCAUCUCCUACAUUAGCGUCUACGACCACCAAGGUAUUUUCAAAAGAAAUAAUUCCAGAUUAAUGGAUGAAAUUUUAAAACAACAGCAGGAACUUCUGGGUUUAGAUUGUUCCAAAUAUUCACCAGAGUUUGCGAAUAGUAAUGACAAAGAUGAUCAAGUUUUAAAUUGCCAAUCGGCAGUGAAGGUGCUCUCCCCAGAAGAUGGAAAAGCAGAUAUUGUGAGAGCUGCUCAGGACUUUUGCCAGUUAGUAGCCCAGCAGCAAAAGAGAUCCACAGAUUUGGAUGUAGAUAUGUUUGGCAGUUUACUUAGUUCAAAUGGUUUCCCCGAUCCCGAUUUAGUACUGAAGUUUGGCCCUGUGGACAGCACAUUAGGCUUUCUUCCCUGGCACAUCAGAUUGACUGAGAUUGUCUCUUUGCCUUCCCACCUAAACAUCAGUUAUGAGGACUUUUUCUCUGCCCUUCGUCAAUAUGCAGCCUGUGAACAGCGUCUGGGAAAGUAGUGAUCCCUGGUUGUGUAAUUUGAUUUCAGGCUUUUGGAGAAAAGGACCCAAGUGACUCUGAUGUUUACAAAGCACCUAUGAAACCCUGUACACACCUAGUUCAUAAUCCUCAUAAUUUAUCAACAAACACAAAAAAGUGUCUUACUUGAGAGUAAGGGUAUGUGUGAAUAUAUGUGUGUGUGUGCGUGCGCGCGUGUGUGCGUGUGUGUGUGUGUGUGUAAAUAAAUUUAUAAAUGGGGGAAGUAUUGGAGAAGGAAAUACAUAGAUCUGCAACUUUGAGCAAAUAGCAGCAGUGUUUUAGGAGCUGAAAUUUCAGAUUUAAAGACUUCAGCCUCAACUACUUCCCUAUUUUUGUGGGGAGAGGAGGGGGUAACUAGAGCUAUUUGGUUGUUUUGAGCGGAGGGGAAUCGUUUUUGUUCAGUCUUUCCUAGUGACCAAACUUAAUUUUUAAGAAUAAUGUAUUGUUAAAUGGAACCGUUUGAGUUUGAGGGAUCUCCGGAGGGAUGGAGUUCUGUGUUGGUCACAUGUUAAAAGUUUGCUCACCUUUGGAGUAGAGGGAAUACCUAUUUUCAGAUAUCCGUCCAUUUUCAUCUCAUUAUAGUUAAACAAUGUGACUUGUGAGUGUUGCUCUGAUGUCUGUGUUCUGGGUUGUGAAAAUUAUUUGAAAAAGAACUCUUACUACAUUGAAAUGUAGAAUUUAAAAAAUUUAAAUAUCAGUCAAAAAAAGGUGAAAAAGUUAUAAUCUUAAAGGAUUAUAAGUUGGAAAAUUUCCUAAAAUAGGAAAUAAAGUUUGAUUCCCUUUUUUAUUUGGUGGGCAGUAUGUACCCAAAGUUGGUUUAAAAAAAGAUUCCCAUUAACUUUCUAUUUAAAAGAGCAUUUGAAAAGUUAUCAAGGCAGCUUUUUCCUCCUAAAGUAGUAACCUAUUACUCUUUGGAAUAGCACAUUUAGGUCUAUGUUAGUUCCCAGGAUUUUUACUCAGUAAAUCCUGAUGAUGGGGGACUUUGCCUAAAAGAUCUUUAAGUAAGAUUGAGGUCUGUGUAGGUAAUAAAAUAUUACCAAAGUCUACAAAAGUAAUUUAAGUUAACCUUACAUGUUCUCUUUCAUGACAGAGAACAGCACUGGUUCUGUUAUUUUUUAAAUGAAUAAAUGAUUUUUUGAUGUUUAGUAUUUCUUCCCUCACUACUGAUCCUUGGACAGAAACCAUUCUUUAUACUUGAUGGACUGUUUUCAGAAAAAUCUUAAGUGUACAAUAGUUGUCUAAAAUUGUACAUUUAGAAUGGAGUAGCUUAAAUACUAGGUCUCAGAAGUCUAAAAAAUGGCAAGGAAGACUGGGCUUGGAAAGCAAGGUCUAAAGUUGCUUGUCAUGUUCUAAAGCUCUGAGGAGGAAUAAAUGUUUGGACUUUGGACUAUAAGACCCCAUUUAUGAUUUUAAAAACUACACUUGAAAUAAAAUGAUUAAACUAAAUUUUGGUUCAGUGACAUUACUUUGCACUUCAUAGUCCUUUGUACAUUGUAAGACUUUUUUUUAAGUCUUAAUUUAUUGCUACAAGUUUUGUGUGAAACUAUAGCAUAUCCCUGAACUUUACCAAUUUCUGAUUUCUGUACCCCUGUACUGUGAUCCAUGUUCUGUUGAGGGUUUUUUACCUUAGUUUGAGACUGAAUUUAUGUCUUUUAUAAACAUGGUAUGUGUCUUUUAUAAACAUUCUGGAAUAUGUAUGGCUUCAAUGAAUAAAUUUAAUGGGUCUGGUUGAAGUGAAGGGAUUUAAUUUUGGUAAAAUGAAGUUAAUCAAACAUUACCCACUGGGAUGUAGCCAAAGUCUCUAAAAGUUUAAUGGUUAAGCCUUUGUACUUUUAUUUUCUCCUUCCAUUUCAUAGCAGUGUAGCAUUACACAUCAAAGUAAAUCUGUAACCUGUGACUUGAGUCUGUUAUAGUCCUAGAAAGAGACCCUUAACACAAGUUGCUAAGGAUUCUGAAUUCAGAUAUAAGCAUUCCAGAUCCUUCUCCUCAUGAGUUUAACUGCUUGUAUGGUCUCCACAACUUGAAUGGCAUUGGUCAUUCUGGAGUUCCUGCCAAAAUCAUCACAAGUUCACAUCAUCAGGGCUCCCUGGGCACUCCCAAGAAGAACUGAUAAUCUUAAAGUUUAAACAAACUGUUAUCUUUAGGUGUACUCAAGGUAUUUGUCUUUAAAUUGUUUCUUCUUGACACCCCUGACAAUGGAAAAAUUAUCAAAGUAAACCUACUCUAAGGAUGGCAGGUUGGAGCAUAGCAAAAAGUUUGCGUGUUUGAAUCCAUUCCCAAUUCUGGUUGUAUUUUGUUUCUUAAAACUGAUUACUGUUACAAUAGAGUUUGAAAGCUGCUUUUGACGUGAAUAAAAGAAAUCCUGGUAUAUUGGGACUAAAGCUUAAGAAUACUUGUCUCUGAGAGGAAGGUGUUCUAAUGUUAAGGAAACAGUGCCAAAUACACUGUGCGUAUCUACAGUUUAAUCUUUGAAUGUAUGUUAUUUGAUUAGCUCCCUCCUGUGUGAUGGCACCAUGCAUAGAGUCAAAUCUUUGUGAUGUUUUGUAUGGCUAUAGACUUUGGCAACAUGUACAUAAUGUGUAAAGCAAGUUUUUAUGAUUGAGGAAUCAAAUUUAUUGAAUUUUAUUAUUGAAAGUUGAAACAACAUGUAUGUACAAAAACAAUAAAAGAAUAUACUCUUUUCAUGGA
This is a messenger RNA of Leopardus geoffroyi (Geoffroy's cat), 3782 nucleotides long. It is a transcript of the gene NUS1, whose product is annotated as NUS1 dehydrodolichyl diphosphate synthase subunit. The transcript is spliced from 5 exons. Gene Ontology annotation, cellular component: endoplasmic reticulum membrane; dehydrodolichyl diphosphate synthase complex. Gene Ontology annotation, molecular function: ditrans,polycis-polyprenyl diphosphate synthase [(2E,6E)-farnesyl diphosphate specific] activity. The coding region runs from base 194 to 1075 and encodes 293 amino acids. The record is from RefSeq and is a predicted model, not a curated record. NCBI's taxonomy places the organism in Eukaryota, Metazoa, Chordata, Mammalia, Carnivora, Felidae.